Molecule: messenger RNA, 9018 nt
Organism: Cherax quadricarinatus
Lineage: Eukaryota; Metazoa; Arthropoda; Malacostraca; Decapoda; Parastacidae
Gene: elg1
Product: enhanced level of genomic instability 1
Cellular component (GO): nucleus
Molecular function (GO): DNA clamp unloader activity; DNA binding; ATP hydrolysis activity
Source: RefSeq, a predicted model, not a curated record
GUAAUAAAUAUUAACCAGACAAGUAGCCCUGGUUAUAUCUUAAUUAAACUCCUACUACAACACUCACACUCAAAUUAUUAUUUAUUACAACAUUUCAACAUUAAAAAUAUUUAACCAGCUACAAGAUAAGAAUAAAAACAACUUAAAUAUAUAAAAAGUGAGACAAAGAACCAUCAAAAUAAUGUUGAUAAGUUAGGCGCCAAAUCCACCAUCACAACAAACUUCACAGUAAAUACGUCUUUUAUACCAAUUUUUGAGAACUACACAGAAUCAUGCAGUGACAACAGCUUUUCACUUGUCUGUCAUGUCUGGUGCUGUGGACAUUCAGGACACACCUCAGCAUGCAAGAGGACAGAUGGGUAUCCAGUCAUUUUUUAAGUACCCCCAGGAAACACCUUCAAAGCAAAUUGAAGAUAAAAAAGGUUUGUUGGGGUAUUUUAAGAUAGUGCCCAGAAGUACAGUGAUAAGGAACCUGACUGAAAACCAGCCUGAGAACAACCCUGAUUGUGCAGAGGAGGAUGAGGUUAGCAUAAUUAGACGAGACAUUGAAGAGAGUUCUGAAGUUAAGGAUGUGCAUAAGGAUGGCAGAAAAACAGAUGGACUUUGGGGAAGCAGCUGUAGAGCAAGUGGUAAAACAGAAAAAUGUUCUUUUGAUAUUAAAGAAGUGCCAGUUGGUGAUGAAAAUGAGUGUGUUAAUUUUCAUAAAAAAAUACAUUCCAAAUUAAAAACAUCUAAAUCAGAGGUUUCUCAUAAGGACAUAUUUACCUUAAACGCUGAUACGCUAUGUAACGCUAAGGAAGAAUAUCAGUGUGACCAGAAAAAGUCGUCUGUACCUCCAGCUAAAAAGGAGUUUAAAUCGUCAGAUACACCAAAGAAGGAAAAGACAAAUAUCUUUGCUUUUAUGAUGACUAACAGAGGUAAACAAAAUGAAAUUUUAAAAGCAAUGAAGGAGCAAGAAAAUAUGAAUAAUACUGAGUUUAUUGGUUCUAAAAUGGCUGGGCAGAGUCCCAACAAGAAGCAGGAACAAGAUAGUGAUUUCACAAAAGAAGCAAGCUCGUGUAAGCUAAACAUUGUACAGAAAAAAGGUGCAGACACUGAGGAUUCUCAAGUCUUAAAAGUGGGCACAAGUAAACUGGUUUCAGGAAGUAAUGCAUUUGUGCUCAUGAUGGCAAACCGUCAUGGACAGGACAAACUACACUCUAAAAGUAUAUAUUCUGAUGAAGAGAGCGAAAAACCUAGAGCAGCUUUUGAAGCUAAUACCUCCACAGACAAAGAAUUGAAUUGUGCUAAAAAACGUAAAAGAGUGGAUCUUGAUUCCUCUCUCCAGGAUUUUGAUUUAACAGUAAGCACAAGUGUUAAGAAUAAAAGAAAACGCAUGAAUAAAGAGUUUGAAAGUAUAUUGGAGGAUAUUCCGAACAACGAACACGCACACAGUGUGGAAAAGGAAACUAACGUCAGGAAUAACAGGUCAGUGACAACAUUUCCUGACUGUGGAAACACUGUACCAAACUAUUGUGUUGAAGAGAGAGUGAUGCAAGAAAUAGUAUCACCAGUCAAAUCAAUUUCAUUUUCAGAUUAUAUGAAAGAAGCAUUAGAAAGAGAGAGCCAUUCAAAGCAAGGUAAUGUGAAAGCAGACAGUGAAGCACACCAGGGUGUGGGUCAGGGUAUCAAAGGAAAAUCUCACACAGAUGGCAAAGGCACUGACCCUGCUAAUAAUAAGAUUAAACAGACUAGAAGAAUAAUGAAGGGAAAUGUUAGUAAAUUGGAGAAUGACUUUGCCAUUGAUGAUACAUACAAAGUAGUAGAUAGUGAAGAUGAAGCUAUCAAUAAGACAAUUAGAAUGGAAAUGAACAAUCAGAAUCCAGGUAAGUCCCACAGGAAAAGGCUGAGGAAAAAGGUAACUCUAAUUGACUCAGAUGAUGACACUACAAGUACCUGUGAGAAAAAACUUGAUUCUACAAUGGAAAGACAAGAAGAUCCUUGUAACCAGGAAGAUGUGGACUGUUGCAAGAAAACUGGAAUUUCAAAGUUCUUUAAGAAAAUUAGUCAAGAAGAAAGAUCAGUGGAAAGGAGCAAGCAUGUUUUUACAGUCAAAGCAGAUGUUCAUGCCACUUAUGAAGGGCCUGAGAUAAGCACUGAUAUUGAAUCUUUUAGGAGCAAAGUUUGUGAUAGGCAGCAUUCUAAUAUUGUAAAUAUUAACAAAGAGAGCAUGUCUGAAAGUUAUAACAAGGACUGCAACCGCAGCAUAAGUAAGAGAAUUAGGAAGAGUCAAGAACUAGAAGAUUUGAAUAAGAUAGAAGUAUUGGAGCAAAUUUCCAUCACUGUGUCACCAAAGAAAAGUCAGGUCAGUUCAUUAAAUUUUAUCAGUGAUGUCAAGGUUGAAGAACCUCUAGGUGAGCUGGAUGCAGUCAUGAAGAGAGAGAAAGGAUCAGCUAAGAUCUCACAUUAUAGUGAUGUUGUGAAAGAAAAUGAAAAUACAGGUAAGACCAAAAAUGAAUUAACUAAGACUUCAAGAAAGGUUUUAAGAGCUUCUCAAGAUCAGAAUGUUAAUAAUGAAAAAAAAGUUAAAAAGGAAGUUAUUAGUUCAGAAAUUGAAUGUUGUGAAGAUCAGGCUCAAGCAGUUGUCACUCAAAAAAAAUCUAGAAAAAGCAUAUCCAAGGAAAAACAGAAAGUGCAGGAAAAAGGUAAUCUGGAAGACAGAAACUGUGGUAAAGAACAGGUAAAUGUAAGAAGAUCAUUGAGAAGAAAGAAGGUAACAUCAGAGGUGGAGGAGGAGAACUGUCCUGAAGAAACUGCAGCGGCUAACAAAGUGAAAACGUCCAGCUGUUCACUACCUUCAGUGGAAUCUAUUUCUGACAUCAGCUUUGAUUCAGUCUCAGAAAAUGAUAGAACUGGAGAUGAAUGUACUUCAACAAAAAUUCAUGAAAAUGACAAGGAAAACAUUGUCAAAUAUACUUCCACACUUAUCCAGAAACCUGGCAAACUUCGCUUAAGAAUAAAAAGGAUUCAUAAUCAUCCACAGCAUUUAGUGAAUAAUAGAAGAUUAAGCUUAAAGAAGAGUAAUAUAGCUGAGAGCCAAACAGUACAACAGAAAGCUAAGAAGCUUCUGCAGAAGGCUAAGGGGACCAGAAAGUUCAGUGUGAGUAAGAGGAAGAAAGCACGGUUGGAUAAUGUAGCUAAGUAUGAGGACAAACAUGUUAUGCUUGUUAACAUGGCACUUAUUAACAGUGAUGUCACUAAUGUUUCUUCAUUUGUGGGUGACAAAAAGGCCUCUUCUAAGCAGACCAGAAAAAGGAAAUCAGCUCAGGCAUUGCCCAAACCAACAGAUGCAACAAGAAGAAAGCGAAAGCAGAAAAAUAAUCUCAGAGUACAGAAGAUAAAGAAAACCGAGAAUGAGACCAAUGAAGAAAACUGUAGUAGACGUCACAGGCCAUGUCGUCAGGCUGCUAUCACUGCUAACAAAGCCCUAGAUGAACACAGGAAAAUAGUAGCUUUGGAGAAAGGAGAGAAGAAAUUGAGCAAGGAUAGUAGAAGAGAUCCCAUUGCCAAAGAUGCAAAAUUGGCACCAAUAUUUUACAAGAAAUCCAAGUCUCCACCUUGUAUAGAGAUAAUAAAGGUAGUGACAUUGUCUCCAGCCAAACUUAAGGCUCGUCAGGACUUCUUACAGUCUGGCGUACCAGAUGAGAUUAAGAAGCAUCAGAUUGUGGAGAGAAGUAUGCAGGAGGAGGAGUUAAGUAACUGGCCCAUGUUUCCUGAAGUAAGCCAUGUUCAACAAAGAACAAAUGAGACUCUAUGGAAGCUUGGCAUCCCAGAAAUUCGUUUACGAGAGACUGAACAUGAAAGUUACACUCCUGAUGCAUCGGUGUGGCAAAAGGUUUUUCCUUACACAAACUGUCUGCUUGACAAAACUAACUCUGUUUCAAGGGGAUCUCUAGUUCAUGUCCCAACAUUGGAUUCUGAAGAUAUAGCUUCAAUAUUAGCAUAUAUGAAGAGUAAAAAUCCAAAUUUUCCUGUUUAUAGAGUUUUUAAAUCAUACUAUGAUAUGAAGAAAAGAGCUGUCGAAUUGUACAGAAAAGAGCUGGAGAAAGAGAGGCAGGCUGUUAUUGUUCUGGAUGACAAUGAUGUUAAGGUAAAGAAGAAACUCAGGCUGAAAACCAAAUCAACAGUGUUGAGUAGGAGUAAACGAUGCAAACUAGCUGGUACAAGAGGACAGGAAGAAGAAGCAAGUAUACAAGAGAGGUCAAGUUUACCAUUGUGGCAUGAAAAAACUCCACACUCAUGGACGCAAGUCUUUGCACCAAAAAAUGGCAAACAAGUCAUAGGAAACACAGAAAAUGUGAACAGGCUCAAGAUGUGGCUACAAGAGUGGAAAAGGAAGUGCCAGGCUUAUGCAAAUAAGCAGAAAAGCAUGAAGAAAAAAUUAUCUAGAAAAGAUGAUUGGUUUGAGGAAUCAGACAAGUCCAGCAGUUGGGACGAAGAUGAGUUCGUUAACACCUAUCUUCUCUGUGGACCUCCUGGCAUUGGCAAAACUGCGGCAGUAUAUGCCCUGGCUGCUGAACUUGGCUAUAGGGUUCUGGAGGUGAAUGCAUCCUCUCGAAGACCUGGGCGUCAGGUUAUGAGCCAGCUUGUUGAAGCCACUCAGUCUCACUCAGUAUCAAAUAAUUCAUCUCAUGCUAGCGGAACAGUAGCAGCCAUGUUUGCAGCAAAGUUGCGUAGCCCUUCAAAAAAAGCACCCCAUUUCAGCCUGGGAGAAGAAAGCCAAGACUCCAAUAAUAAAGAUUUAGAGAAGACAAAAGCCUUCUCUCUUGUUUUAUUCGAAGAUAUUGAUAUUGUAUUUGAAGAAUGGGAUGAUGGCUUCAUCUCGACUGUCAACAAUUUCAUGGCAACCAGUAAGAGGCCUAUUGUAUUAACUGUGACUCAGGCUUCACCAAGUAUCCUCUCAAGAAUAAAGGGAAUAUAUGAAAAGAUGGAGUUUACAACACCAUCAGAAGAUCUUAUUGCACAGCAUUUGCAGCUGGUGAGUUUGGCCAAUGGAUAUCAUAUCUGCUUUAAAGACCUAGUAAUCCUUGUGAACACAAACAAAAGUGAUAUAAGACAGUCCAUACUUGACCUUCAACUGCUGGCCAUUUCAGGCUCAUCACAUGACCGGUGUGACUGUAGAACGUGUGAGGUGACAGAUACAUCUGUCAUCUUGUGCAAGAAAAGCAUUGAUGGCUCGAGAGGAAAAGAUCUGAGCCUAGGUGAUAUAUUCCCGGAAGUAACAAACAUUAAACCCAGAGAUACUAAGUUAUAUAAAGCCGGUGUUUGUGGCAAGUUGCAAAUGAAGGAAGAUUUAAAUGUCAUGAUUUCUGCAUUAAAGUCUAAUAAACAAGUGGCUGGGAGUGAUGGUGUGCAAAAAUUAGACAGGAAGAUGUCUUGGACUCAAAUGGCAGAUAAUAUCAGCUCUUUUCUUCCAUUCCCUCUGAAAAAGGAAGUGAAUAAAGUAAAAAGAUACCCCCUUAGUGCUAAUGAUCCACUUGUAAAAAUGACAAGUUUUUGGCAGCGCAGCAGUUGGUUAUCCUUAGACGAUGACGAUGAUGAUGAUGAUGAGCCACAGCCAGAUGUUAUAGAAGAGGCAGAGGAAAAUGUAAAAAAAAUUGAAAUACCUCUAAAUGUACAAAAUGCUUCAAAGCUGUGUUUAAAUUCAUUGUCUAAUUUAUAUGAUACAUUUACUCAAUUAGAUAUUUUGGAUUCUUCCCAAUAUUUAAUUCAUCCGAGAAUACAAAUUAAGGAGCGCGGAUGGUGGGUACGCCAGCCAACUGCAGGGCUGAGCGAUAGCCAAGGAAGUCUUCACUCACAAUGGGCGCCAUUAGAUGUUAUGAAUGACAUCACUCAUGAAUUGGGGCAAAAGGCAAUGAUUCAUUGCAAUGAAGAAAUAUGUUCUGUUUUAGAAGCAGUAACUGCAGAGGACUGGCCGCAACUGUGCCUGACCAGUGAUAGCAGACAAAAACUGCCAAGUCUUCUGCCAUAUGUUUCUCUAGAUGACAGUGAAAGAAGCAGUCAUUGGGACCUAAUGGGAAGUAUAGCAUCAAGUUUACCUCUAGUGAACCAACUUAACAGAAGUGUGUAUUUAGAUUACUUCUCCACACUCAGAAGUAUUUCUCGUUAUGAUGAACUCUGUUCUGCUCUUAGUAAAAAGCGCCGAGGACGCCGUUUCUUAAGCCAGUUAGCACAGUUAGGGCUUCAUAUUUCAGUACAAAAUAAACUAAAAAUGGCAAAUGCCAUGAUUACAUAAUACUGUGCAAAUUAUGUCAAAAUUUUCUUAUAAAUUUAUUUAUCAUAUAUUUAUUGAAAAUAUAGAAUAAAAUAUAAAUUUCAAUUCUAUGUACAUUGUAAGAUUCUUCUGUUGAAAAAUUAAAAAUGGCCUUUGUUUUAUCUAAACAGAUUUGUUAAGCAAAAUAUCAGUAUUUUUACAUAUACAGUGGAACCAUGGUUUUCGUCUAAUCCGCUCCAGAAGGUUGGCUGAAAACCAAUUUGUACAAAAACUGAAGUAAUAUCCCAUAAGAAAUAAUGUAAAUCCAAUUAAUCCGUUCCAGACAACCAAAAAUAUUAACAAAAGAUACAUUUUAUAGAGAAUAACUAUAGUUUUACAUACAGAAAACAGUGAGAAAUAAAUAUAAAUGUCUAAUGAAAUGGAUAAAUGAACAUUUAACGUCACUUUUACCUUUAUUGAAGACUUGUUGGCGUAUGGAAGAUGGUGAGGAGGGGAGAGAUUAUUGUUUGGAAGAGGAAUUCCCCUCCAUAAGGACUUCAGGUAUCAAAGCCCUAUCUGAGGUUACUUCCCUUCUUUGUCUUUUACUGGCACUAGGAUCAGCUUGAGAGUCACUGGAUCCCUGUCAUACAAAAAAUCUGUCCAGAGAGGACUGUUUCUGGCAUCUCUUUAAGAUUUGCCUAAAACAGGACAUGACAUUGUCAUUGAAUGUGUUGCUGACACGGCUUGCAACAGCUUUGUUACAGUGAUAUUCCUCCACAAAACUUUUCACCUCGCUUUACUUUGCACAAAUGUCCUUAAUCGCUGAAGAGGGCAUGUUCUUUCCUCUCUCUUCCUCCUCCUCUGAAGCAAUUUCCUCAGCUAAGGUCUGUUGCUGUUCCAGAUGAAGGUCUUGCAGCUCUGCAGUGGUUAGCUCUUCCCUGUGGUCAUCCACCAGCUCUUCCACAUCCUGGCCACUCACUCACAACCCCAUGGACUUCCCCAAAGACAAUAGAUUCCACAACAGGCGUAGGUUCGUCAGGGUCAGCUGGCACUCAGAACUUUCUUUGGCCCCAUGGUGGCUUAUUUAACAGUCGCAAGCACAAAAAACAAUGGAUUAUUAUGAAAUGUUUUGGAUGAACGUGUGGUGUAAUGCUCACUGAACGAGUUACAAAGGCAGACUGAGUCACGAAUGUAUGAGCAGCCUCGUCCUGCGGGCAGGUAGACAUGUCUGGUGUGAUCAAUUUCCAAGCGGAUGUACGAAAACAGGGAAAAUUUCGCCGAAAAAAAAGUGGUCGAAAACUGAAUUGUAAGAUAACCAGACCGGACAAAAACUGGGGUUCCACUGUAGUAUAUUUCUUCUUUUAGCAAACCGGUUGUAUCCCACGGAGGCAGGGUGGCCCAAAACGAAAAAUAGUUUCUCUCUCUAACUUUAGUAAUGUACACAAGAGAAGGGGUUAUUAGCCCCUUGCUCCCGACAUGUUAGUCACCUCUUACGGAGGAAGAAUUCUGUUCCACUUUCCCUUGGAGAUAGUAUAUUUAUUAAUCUAAUUAUGACAACACCUUGAUACGUUGAAUCUAGUUUGUGAAAAAUCAGCCAUGCAUAAAAACUUUUGAGGCAUUCAUUCCUCUAUGAGUUCAUGUACUAAGUACAGUGGACCCCCAGUAUUCGAUGGCAUCGGUAUUCGAUAAAUCCGGUAUUCGAUGCAUUAUAUCGCAAAAAAAUUUCCUCGGUAUUCGAUUGAAAACCCGGUAUUCGAUACGAUUCGUACGAGACCUGUCCAUAUGUGGCCUGAACUGCCCCUUGUGUGCCAGUGUUUACAAGCCAGCCAGUGUGCACGCAUCUAAGGAUACAUUCGGUACAUUCCAUAUUAUCACUGUGUUUGGUGCUUGCUUCUACAAAAUAAGUCACCAUGGGCCCCAAGAAAGCUUCUAGUGCCAACCCUGUGGUAAAAAGGGCGAGAAUUAGUAUGGAAAUUAAGAAAGAUUUUGAAGGGUUUGGGGCUAACCCUGAGAAGCCUAUACCAGUUGUGGAAUACAUUGUGCCUACUUCAAAAAUUAAGGAAAUGUGUGCACAGUGGGUUGAAGUGCAAACCUUUAUGGAUGAAAAUCACCCUAACACAGCUGUUACAGUGACAAUGUUGUAGCCCAUUUUAGACAAAUCGUAAAGGAACGGGAGGUACAGAGCUCUAUGGACAGAUUUGUUGUGCGACAGAGGUCCAGUGACUCUCAAGCUGGUCCUAGUGGCAUUAAAAGAAGAAGGGAAGUAACCCUGGAAAAGGACUUGCUACCUCAAGUCCUAAUGGAAGGGGAUUCCCCUUCUAAACACUUACACCUCUCCCCUCCUUCCAUCCCAUCAAUCAUCACCAGAUCUUCAUUAAAGGUAAGUGUCAAUUAUUUUAUUGUUAUUGUAAUUAUUCUAUUGCAUUAAACUUAAUAUUUCAUGUAGUAAAUUUUUUUUUUCAUACUUUUGGGUGUCUUGCACGGAUUAAUUUGAUUUUCAUUAUUUCUUAUGAGGAAAAUUUAUUCGGUUUUCGAUAUUAUCGGUAUUCGAUGAGCUCUCAGGAACGGAUUAAUAUCAAAUACCAGGGGUCCACUGUACUGUAUGCCAUCUGUAUCCAUGAAAAAUUUGUUCCACAAGAAGCUCAUGGAUGAUGAAUUCAUGAAUACUGGACUUGUACAUCAGUUGUCAAAAGCAAUAGAUACAUUGUAGAAUCCUGUGAUCCCAGCAGUUUGAUAUAUAGUAAAUUGAACAUUUCAUCUGUAGUACAAAUAGAUCUUCUAACAAA